AUGCCCGCAACACGAAACGAGGAGCGGCUCCACGAGCAUACGCCGUGUGUUCUGUUCUGCCGAGCCGCCGCCGAGGUUGAAGAAAGCAAGGCCUCGGUCGAUCCGUACCAAGCCGAAUGCGAGCGGCGUGGCUUCAGCGCCCGCUUCCUGCCUGUUAUUGAGCACAUAUCGUGCAACGUGGACUUGCUCCUGGACUACUUGGACGGUCGAUACGGAUCUCCUGCCGACUGUGGAGGCUUAAUUGUUACCAGCCAGCGUGCCGUCGAGACUCUGGAUGUGGCACUUCGGAAGCAUGUUGCUCAAUAUCCAGAAAGCUCCACGCUGGCAUGGAGAUCGGUGCCAGUCUAUGUCGUUGGCGAAUCGACAAAGCAAGCAGUUGAGGGCCUCAAUGAGGGGCUGGUGACAAGAGGGAGCCAUUGCGGGACAGCGCAAGCCCUUGCUGAGCUUAUUCUGCAAGAUUUGACUGCGACUGGCCAGCCUAAUACAUGGAUGCUGUUCUUGGCUGGUGACAAGCGCCGUAACGUUAUCCCUGAUGCCGUUGCAGCCUCGAAUGCAAAGCUGCACGAGAUUUGCGUCUACAAGACACAGGCCAACUCACGCCUGGAGCAUGAUCUUUUACAAGCACUGGAAAAACAUGAACGGCCGGACUGGGUGGUGUUUUUCAGCCCCUCUGGUGUUGACAUGACCUUGCCGACUUUUCAGCAGCAGUCUUGGUGGGGCAAGACUGCGAUCGGCUCGAUCGGGCCCACAACGACAGCGAAGCUCAUGGCCGAAGGCCUCUCGGUUGCUGCUGAGGCGGCUCGGCCCAACCCGCUCUCUCUUUUGGACGCAAUUGUGCAUGCCCCAUCCACUACCGAAUAG
Molecule: messenger RNA, 861 nt
Organism: Polychytrium aggregatum
Lineage: Eukaryota; Fungi; Chytridiomycota; Chytridiomycetes; Polychytriales
Product: tetrapyrrole biosynthesis, uroporphyrinogen III synthase
Exons: 2
Coding region: 1-861 (286 amino acids)
Biological process (GO): uroporphyrinogen III biosynthetic process
Molecular function (GO): uroporphyrinogen-III synthase activity
Source: RefSeq, a predicted model, not a curated record